This is a messenger RNA of Glossina fuscipes, 1118 nucleotides long. RefSeq lists its product as uncharacterized. NCBI's taxonomy places the organism in Eukaryota, Metazoa, Arthropoda, Insecta, Diptera, Glossinidae. The record is from RefSeq and is a predicted model, not a curated record. The transcript is spliced from 4 exons. Bases 52 to 987 code for a protein of 311 amino acids.
AAAUUUAAAGAAAUUUAAUAUUUUUAUAAUAAAGAGUCGUGAUACGUGGUGAUGCGAGUAACAAUUCUAAAUUUUUUCAAAUUUUGUGUAAUUAUCGUGACUUUAUGUAGUUAUGUGCAAGGCCAACAAAACAAGGUAUCACCGAAACUAGAUUUCGAAGAGGAAGAUGACGAAACAAGUAACUCCACUGUACUGGUCAUACCAGGAGAUGGAACGAAGGCUAAAGGUGAUGGAAAAUACAACGUGAAAGUGGAAGCUGAUGAGAAAGAAACAACAACAAAUAAAGAUGGCGAUAAAUCGGGUCCGAAAAUUCAUGGCGUAAGAGUCACAGUUGACACAGGAGAUCGAACUAAAGAAUCUAAAGAAAGCGUUGAAAUAACCGAUUUAAGUAAACACAAAAAACGUGUCGGCAUACAUACAGAUAUAACCUUUGAGAUUACUGCAGGCGAUGAUGAUAACGAUAACAAGACCAGUCUAGAACAGGAUAUCGAUAAAGAAGACGCCAACGUGCCAAUUUUUAAGGGACGUGAUGGAUCUAGACACAAAUCCAGAAAACCCUACGACCCAAAAUCUCAAUGGAAUCCAAAUUUUUCCACAGAACACCGUGUUUAUGACGUACCUGAUCAGGGCAGAGAUGGUUAUUCUGGUUAUUUUCCAGAAUACUACCCACACAACGUACCGGUUUAUGUGGGAACAAGCGAUGAACGAAGCGGAGCUGACUCUAUCUAUCGACAAAAUGACGGCUGGAACAGUUACAUACCACGCUAUUGGACCACAGAACGUACUUACGCCUACAGAUCGAAUGAUGUCUCUAAUUACCACGAUUGGAAACCGUGUUACUGUGCGACAUCUAGCAAUGAAUAUAGGCGCCGUCGUCAUAGUCAUCGUCAUGGUACUCACAAUCGACCUGAUUUCGUAGUAAAUCCUACGAGUUCUAUAAUUAAAAUUCUUGAUGGAAAACUGGAAAGGCCUUUCUCUAAAGAAUAAAACGAAUGCCGUAGCUAUGUUAAUGACGUUUGAGAAAAUUUUGCUUUCGAAUAAUUUAAAAAUUGCUUGCAAUUGAACGUGCUUUAUAUGUAUUAAAUAUGUUCCGACUUUACCAUUUAAUUAAUCAGUUC